AUGUCGGAACGCCCUACCUACCUGGACGUGUCGGCGCUCUCCCCCCGCGAGUACCCAGUGUUUACGCAGUGGGUCGAGCGCAUCAAGCCUGCACAUUCGCGCCGCGAGGGCCGUCUUGACGAGCACGCCGCCGUCAAGUUUUUGCGCUCCGAACUGGGCGUCUCUGUGGACGAAGAAGUCUGCAUCAUGUCGCUGUUUGAGCGGCUUCCCCUCGGUCUCCUGCCGGGCCACUUUUAUGCCAUGCUCCGCCUCACGGCAUGGGCGCAGCGGGGCCACGCCGUGGCGCGCGAUCUGCUCUUUAUCCAGACGGACCCCCCAGAGAUUCGCCGCCGGCGUCAUGCAAACACACGCAUUAUCAGCACGGCCUCGCUACCCGAGACUGUGCAUGGCAGCCCCGCAGCCCUGUCAGCGAUUGACCAGGUAUCUGACUCGCAUGGCAUGAACGUGCCUAAGGCGCCACAGCGCCCUGUGCCUGAUAUGCGCCCCGCACAGUAUGGCCCGAUGGAACAUGUACAGGAGCCUGAGCUGGGCUACCACAAGGUGGUAUUUUCUCCAUCAGAGCCACGUCUCGUGCGCCCACGGCCAGUGGUGGCGUCGAUGCCGGCGCAUUCUGUGACUGAACCUCGACCACACUCACCGGCGCUUCCUCCGGCGCCUGCGCCACCGGGGCAGGCUCUGCCGCCUCCGCCCGCGGAGGAGGCCGAGCCCGCGGCACCUGCGUCGUCGAGCAAGCCCAUAAGCGUGCUACCUGACUCGCCAAUUUCGGUGCCAGCGCUUCGUCCACAUGCGCCAAUGCCAUUGCAGCAAGUAAGUCCGCUGAUCCAGGCCAGUCUAAACGCACGGAGUGAGUUUAAGAAAGCGUCGCGCCAGUGGCGGCCCAAGACGUUUACUGUGCUGUCGAGCUCGACGGGCCAAUUUCAGCCGGACAAGCCCCAUCUCCUGAACGGCCAGGAAGUAUCGCCGCAGGCGCUCUCUGUUCAUACAAAGCGGCGUACCACCUCGGCCACGAAGCUGUCAUCACAGCUAGCGUCGCAAGACCUGAGUGGCGUUGGCGACUCGAGUCACACGCAAACUAUUGCGCCAAGGCCCUUGUACUUUGGGCGCGAGCGCGGCGUCCUUCCAACGUGGCUUCGUGAGCAGUACGAGGAAGGUAACGUUCUGUAUCCCCCCCCUGAUCCUGCGGACGCAUCGGUGGUAAACGUUUUUGACGCACUACACAGAAAGGCGCAGCAAUCGAUGAAUGGCAGUGAGCGUGCGGCGGCCAGUAUCAAUCGCAACACGCCAUUCUUCCCGCCGCAUGAGCGCGACCGUGAGCGUGCGGAGCGCGCCACCGCCAAUGGUAGCGGCCCUGAGCAGUACCGCAGGCUGAACGAGGAGACUUCGGUCGGCAUGCGCUCGUCCGCUGAGACCCUAGGCGAGCGGGGCAAGCUCGCUACGAGCCGCUCCAAGCCACACCUGAGAAGCCGCCGGCCCGAGCCGGGCAUGGCGAGUCACACUUGGGGCACGCAGUUCGAGUCUGGUACAUACGCAGGCUUCAAGACGCCUAUGGCGCGUGACCAGCGCCUGCAGCUGCCGCACGUAUCGUCCAAACGCUCGUUCCACUACCGUCCGAUCCAGGAGUUCCAACCGAUGUUGGCGAUGCCCCACGACGGCGCCGACGCAGUCCCUGCGGAUGAUCCAGACCGUUCGCGCGCGACUGAAGAUGGCGAGCCAGUCAGCGUGCAUGCGGGUGAUAUGCCGCGCCUCUCGCGCACCCAGUCGCUCACACUGCGUCCUUCUGAGACACAGCGCUCGAUGCCUGGCGAUGUGUCACGCCCGCGCCUAAAGGCGCAGCACCAAGCGAGUACCUCGCCGCUGUUCACUCACAGUCGACGUGCAGAUGAUGAAGUGGUUUCGCGCAGAAGCAGCCGCCGCAUGAGCAAGUCCAAGAGUGCAGACAUGUCCAAGUGGAUUUCGACGUCGGCCAAUGCCGCUGCUGCGCCAGAUCUAGAUCCUGUACCGCAUUCCGCCACCGACGAGACCGCGCCGACAGAUCUGAAGGCGCCCGAGCCAAGCUCUGAAAGCGCUGCCGAUGCGCGACCGCUAUCCCAAGAGCCCGAGGCCAAAGAUCCGUCGGGCACAGGCGACAACUCUGAUGCAGGUACGACGGUGGACCUCGGUGCGCGAGAUGGUCCCGGCCCGCCUGCAGCAGAGUCCGAAGAGCCAGUGGAUCGUGAUGCUGAAGGAAAGUCGAACGAAGGAUCUUCCUCGGUACCUGCUGACGAGACCAAGGCCGAGGCGGCGACGUAG
Messenger RNA from Malassezia sympodialis ATCC 42132, 2289 nucleotides. RefSeq lists its product as uncharacterized. Lineage: Eukaryota; Fungi; Basidiomycota; Malasseziomycetes; Malasseziales; Malasseziaceae. The record is from RefSeq and is a predicted model, not a curated record.